This is a messenger RNA of Cucurbita pepo subsp. pepo (vegetable marrow), 1181 nucleotides long. Its product is annotated as putative xyloglucan endotransglucosylase/hydrolase protein 32. Gene Ontology annotation, cellular component: apoplast; cell wall. Gene Ontology annotation, biological process: xyloglucan metabolic process; cell wall biogenesis. The record is from RefSeq and is a predicted model, not a curated record. Lineage: Eukaryota; Viridiplantae; Streptophyta; Magnoliopsida; Cucurbitales; Cucurbitaceae. Gene Ontology annotation, molecular function: xyloglucan:xyloglucosyl transferase activity; hydrolase activity, hydrolyzing O-glycosyl compounds.
AUGCCUCAUUCUUUUCUUAUCCUUCUCUCUCUCUUUCUCUUCUUCUCUUUCAUUUCUAGCCAAAAUCCUCCCUCCCCUGGCUACUUCCCAAGCAACCAAGUUCAAUCCAUUGCCUUCGAUCACGGCUUUCGAAACCGAUGGGGCUCGCAACAUCAAAAAGUCGACCAAGGAACCUUAACUAUCUGGCUCGAUAGUUCAUCAGGCAGUGGAUUCAAAUCCCUCAAUCGAUACCAAUCAGGCUACUUUGGAGCUGCCAUUAAGCUUCAUCCUGGCUACACUGCCGGUGUCAUCACUUCUUUUUAUCUAUCCAACAAUGAAGAUUACCCCGGAAACCACGACGAAAUCGAUAUCGAAUUCCUCGGAACGACGUCGGAUAAGCCAUAUGUUCUACAAACCAAUGUGUUUAUGAGAGGGAGUGGAGAUGGAAACAUCAUAGGAAGGGAAAUGAGAUUCCAUCUCUGGUUCGAUCCGACUCAAGAUUUCCACAAUUACGCCAUUUUAUGGACUCGAGAACAAAUCAUAUUCUUGGUAGAUGACGUACCGAUCAGGAGGUACGAGAAGAAAACCGAAGCGACAUACCCCGUGAGGCCAAUGUGGGUGUACGGGUCGAUAUGGGAUGCGUCGUCGUGGGCGACGGAGGACGGAAAGUACAAGGCUGAUUACAAAUAUCAACCGUUUAUCGGACGAUACAACAACUUCAAGCUAGGUGGUUGUGCUGCAGACGGGGCGGCGUCGUGCCAUCCGCUUAGCGGCGGACCGGGCAGCGGGAUGAGCCAGCAGCAGGAAAGGGCCAUGGAGUGGGUGCAGAGCAAUUACUUGGUGUACAACUAUUGCCAUGAUCCAAGAAGGGAUCAUACCUUAACACCUGAGUGUUGAUAAAAAAAAAGAUCACUUUUUUUUUUUUACCUUUUGGCAUUGAAAAACAGAAAAUAAUAGUUGGGUGUUUGUUAUUUGGAUCAAACAGAAGAAAAAAGUGAAAAAUGAUUUGAUUUUGUAAAGAAAAAAGUUGGGGGAUCUGAGAGAGAGGUCAAGAAAGAGAAAGUUUGUGUUGUUAGGCCCUCCGAGUCCUUCCAAGGAUUGGAUCGCUUUAUGAUUGUGUUUCUUUUUGUUUGCUUACUAUCAAUGGAAUAAAUGAAAUCAUCUUUUGGGUCCCAUGGAUUCUUUAAAGAUGCCAUUUCUAU